Coturnix japonica (Japanese quail) is the source of this 6074-nucleotide messenger RNA. Its product is annotated as olfactory receptor 52B2-like. The record is from RefSeq and is a predicted model, not a curated record. Lineage: Eukaryota; Metazoa; Chordata; Aves; Galliformes; Phasianidae. Gene Ontology annotation, molecular function: olfactory receptor activity; G protein-coupled receptor activity. Gene Ontology annotation, cellular component: plasma membrane. Gene Ontology annotation, biological process: G protein-coupled receptor signaling pathway.
CAGGUGAUGGGCAGAGAAGGCAGUGGAGCAGCACGGGGGGAAGCUCUCAGUGUUGGUGUGCAGCUGCUGGAAAUACUGAGUGUAUCUCUGCUGCCCACUUGCAUUGGUUACACGUAUACACAUCAUUGCUCUGAGCCUGAGGCUGUACAGCAGUGGAACCGUGCAAGAAAUCACUGAAUGAUGGGCAUUGCACUGCAAGCCAAGUUGUACAGAAUUCAUACAGCUCGGUUUCAUCCAAGAAGAACACAAUUACUCUCAAUUUUUGGUUCUGGGUGGAAAGCAAUCAUCAGUUCACAGAGUCCUUAUGACUGCAGGCUCGUUUUUCUGCUACAUGACAGGAUCUUCAACAUGUCAGAUGCAGGCAGGUGUUUUGAGAUCAUCUUUUAGUAUUUUUUGGCGUCCUUCAGACAAAGCUGUCAUUCCAGUUUCUUUAUUUGGCCUCCAUCUUGUACGUAUAAAUGCCUUUGCAAUGACAAUGUGUUAUGAAUUAUGCAGGUCUGGUGUUCUGGUCAAUGCUGGCCCAGACCAGCAGCUCAACCUGAGCAGAGAGCUCUGCAGCUGCUGUGCAGUGUGAGCGCACCAACGCGGCUCCGCUGUUUGCAGAUCAUUGACCAUGGGUUGGAGUCGGAGGGAGGAACCUCUCCCACAGAGACAGAGUUAGAGCUGGAGGCUGCUGGGGAGGUUUCAGAGCACAAGAAGCCAACAGGCACCUGGUGGGAUGGUGCAGGGCCCCCCAGCAGGGUGAAGCAGACUCAGUGUGCAGUGAAUGGGAGCGCAAUGCAAAUGGUGGAGAGCAGGAAAUGCCUUCACUCACCUGCAGGCUCACUUCUGGUUAAUCUUUAAUGCAGAGCAGUUUAAAUGCCCACAGAACACCACAGCUCCUGCUGUGGUUUGGGAGGGGAAGGUUUAAUUUAAACACAGCCCUUGGCCAAGGGGGGAUUCACACAGCAGCCAUUGGGGCUCAGCUGGGAGCUGGGCUGACCCUAUGGGAUGAGUUGUGCCAGCAUCGGCGUCUGGGCAAGGAUUCCUGCUUGAAAGGAGCAGAAAGCAGCGAGCUGACAGAACUGGGCUGACACCGGGAGCAGCAGCACCAUGUAUGAGCUCAAUGAAAGCAGCUUUGACCCCAUCACCUUCGUCCUGACUGGAAUCCCUGGCAUGGAGGAGUCCCACAUCUGGAUCUCUGUCCCUUUCUGUCUGAUGUACAUCACUGCACUCUUCAGCAACUCCGUCCUCCUCUUUGUCAUUGCCACGGAGCGAAGCCUCCACGAGCCCAUGUACCUGUUCCUCGCCAUGCUGGCUGUGUCCGACCUGAUGCUUUCAACCACGACAGUGCCUAAAAUGCUGGCCAUCUUCUGGUUCAGCGCCCGAGAAAUCUCCUUCGACGCAUGCAUUACUCAGAUGUUCUUCACACACUUCAGCUUCAUCGUGGAGUCGUCCGUCCUGCUGGCCAUGGCCUUUGACCGCUACGUGGCCAUCUGCGACCCGCUGCGCUACACGUCCACCCUCACCCCCUCGGUGAUCGGGAAGAUCGCGCUGACAGCCGUGCUCCGCGGCUUCUGCAUCAUGUUCCCUCCCAUCUUCCUGCUGAAGCGGCUGCCCUACUGCGGGCACAAUGUCAUGCCCCACACCUACUGCGAGCACAUGGGCAUCGCCCGCCUGGCCUGCGCCGACAUCAGGGCCAACGUCUGGUACGGGCUGACCACGGCUCUGCUGUCCUCUGGGCUGGACGUGGUGCUCAUCGCCAUCUCCUAUGGGCUCAUCCUCAGGACCAUCUUCCAGCUGCCGUCCCCCGAGGCUCGCCUCAAAACCCUGAGCACCUGCGGCUCCCACCUCUGCGUCAUCCUCAUGUUCUACACGCCUGCUUUCUUCUCCUUCCUCACCCACCGCUUUGGCCACAGCAUUCCAGGCCACGUCCACAUCCUGUUGGCCAACCUCUACGUCGUGGUCCCACCGAUGCUCAACCCCAUUGUGUACGGAGUGAGGACGCGGCAGAUCCGUGAGCGCGUGGUCCGCCUGCUCUGCCCUGCAGGGCUGUGUCCCCGUCCUGGCUGUGGGAGCCGCUGCUGAGGACAAUGGGACACGGGAUGGGGUCUGGAAGGCAGCGUGAGGUGUGGUGGCACUUCUCGCCUCGGGGUGAUGGGUUUGUCCACGUGGCUCUGGAGAAGCUGGAGGGUUUCUGGAUACUUGGGCUUGGCCCAUCAGCCCCUUCAUUGCUACUGCCUUCUCCUGGAGAUGCUGCCCCUGAGUGCUCCAUCCAGCAGCAAUGGGACACACGGGUCAGAUGAGGGAAAUGUCCAUUAAACCACAAUGUCCGAUACCGCACUCAGGACUCCACAGCAAACUGCAGGUAGACAAUGGUGUCAUAAAUCCUCACAUCCCAUAGGGACUUUUUCUUUCUUUACAAAAGCAUUUCACAGCAAACCAGUGCUCAGUGUAACGUGUGCAUCCUUUCUUCCCAUCCUGCUGUUUGAUAGCCCACCAUUUUGUUGCCAUACAUUCCAUUUAUCCUUCAACACCAGGAGAGCAUUGUCCAACAUUUUCUCACUCCUCACAUUGGUCUACAGACCAGUUGUACCAGCCAUAGUGUGUUCUGGUGGCAAUCUGCCUCAGUGCAAUGAUGCAGAGUGAGCACCAGGUGUAUCUGGAGCUUCUCAGUCCCUUGGAAGCACCUCAGCCAUGGCUCUGUCUGCUCCCAUCAUGGAGGGAAGCACAGUGGUCCUUCCAUCUGCACCCUUCCACCUGGAGCUCUGCAUAGAGUUACUUAGGUGAGUGGGAUUGCCCAGCUGUCUUGUUCUGACGGCGGGGUCCCUGUGGCCAUUCUGGCUCAGUGGUUAAGUGCCACAAUCUCCAAUCCCCACAGGAUGAAGCAGAGUGGAGAAUGCACCAGAACCUGGAGACCUUUCUUUCAUCUUUUCUUUGUGUUUUACUGGGUGGGGAGUUGAGAUAAAGGCUUGCCUGUCCCCCCUGCAUCAUUCCUGCUCUCUGGUCCAUGUUUUCUACCCCCUGCUUGGAGACAAUUUUGUGCCUGUGUUGAGCUCGGGAGAUUCCUGCAUCCUGACCAGUGAAACCAUCCUCAUCUGGGCAGCAACCACAGCCCUCCUAAUGCAGUGAUCUGGGGGCUGUGUCUGGUGCUGAUCCCUCAGUCCCACUCCCACAGCAGUGCCAGGAGCCGGGAUGCUCUGCUCCAUGUCAGCCAUGAGACCCAAGGAACUGUGCUGUGAGGUGGUGCCAGGGGCAUGAGAUGGAUUAGGAUGAGACGGGCAGGGAUACAGCAACCCAACCUUGAUUCAUUCCAGGCCUCCCAGUGACGCAAGUUCAAGAGAAGGAGAGAAAGAGAUCCACUGUUUCAGAAUUAAAAAUAAUACUAAUAAUUCGUGGCACUUUCAUCACAUUUCUUUUUUCUUUGUGGUUUCAUUUUUUGUGUGUGCUUUCAUCAAAGCUGGGAAGCCUGUGAGGGGCACAGCGGAAAUGAAGGUCUGUGCACUCAGGGCUGUUUGCUUAGCAGCAGUGAUAACAGAGCUGGUGGAAAUGCUGCUUGUAUUGCUGUUCUCAAAGCAUUUUUGUAUCUCUCUUAGCAAAGAGUAUUUACAGAGAGCAGCCCACGUGAUCUCUGAUAGGACACUGCACUGUAUCAAAAACAACAGGGCAGGAGAGCAAGCUGGUGUAGCCAGAGCAUGAAUACAUUCAGGCUGCAAUGAGAUGCUUUGGGGUUUUCAGGGCUGUCACAGCAGCACGGACGUUGGGGUGAGAUCCUGGGUGCUCGUGACUGCAAGAGGCUUUGCAGGGUCCCCCCAGCCCUGCCCAAAGCACGAGACAAACCCUUCUGCUGCAGAGGUUCUCCCAAAAGACUUCAGACCAGCUCGAGUGGCAGCUGACCCUCCAUCCAGGUUCACUAUUGAGAGACAGUUCAGCUCCAUGGAGUCUCAGCUCUGUGGUUAUUCCUGCUGCCUUCUUCUCUGCUUCCCUUUUGUUGCCUCUCCUUGCUGAUGAACUGAGGGGUGCGCUUACCUCUAAGCACAGCAGCUGUUUGGCCACAAGCGUGUGUGCUUGGAGCACACAAGUUGGAGCCUGUUGCUGGGAAUGGCCUCUCUUAUCACUGCCCAUCCAGGAGUUAGGGAGCAGUGGGACCGCGUGGAGCAAAAGCUGCGCAGGUGAGAAACAAAGCAAUAGACCCAGCUUCAAAGUGCUUCCAAGCCAAGUAUUGGAAAAUGCACAGAGAAGAAUUGCAACAGGACACUGGAGCAGGUUGCCCAGUGAGGCUGUGGAUGUCCCCCGCCCGGAAGCACUCAAGACCAGGCUGGAUGGGUUCACAGCAGGGAUUCUGCUGCUCCUCUGGCUUUCCAGGAACAGCUGAACAGCCCCCAGCCCUGGAAGGAGGUGCUGGCUGUGCCAGGGCACAGAUCUCAUGGCAAAAUGUCCUUGGGUCAAUGAAUCACCAGCUGGGCAAUUAGUGCCCAAAGGGGCAUGCAUAAUGGGGUAUUAGCCAGUUGGUCGGAAAGAUUUAUAUUCAUAACAUGGUUAAAAUGUUAGCUAAAUAACCUGCAUGAGCUUGUUGUGCUUCGGGUGCUGAGUCAGGCUCUGAGCUGGGAGGGGGAAUGCUCUUCAGCUUCAUUGAGUGCUUCACUGGAGGGAGAUGGAGCGCAGCACUCAGGGUGAACAAAGCCUGAUGUGUUCAUGUUCAAGUGCCACAUUUACAUUCAUUUCUACUGCUGCUUUCAAUAGUCCUUUAUUAAUUGUUCUUCAUCUGCAGGCUGUAGUGAGUAAUAAAUUAUAGUAGCAAAGCUUAAUGAUCUCGCUGCGUCUCAGUGCCGUCAUCACUGUGUCUUAGUAAAUGGUAAUUAAUAAAAAUCCCCAGUGUGCCUCGUAAGUGGGAAGCCAUAAAUGGCACAUCACGGAACUCUGUCCUGCCCUGACGUGUUUGAGGUCCCCAAAGGCCCCCAGAGGCCCUCAAGGGUCCUUGAAUGUCCCUGAGGGUCCUUGAAGGCUCUUGAAGGUUGCCACUUUGGGGCCAUGGCAGCGGGGAGGUUCUGGCUGCGGUUCCUCUGACCUCAGCACUCAAUACUUGGCAUGGCUGGGGUCUCUGCAGGUUUCAGGAGGAGAAGCAGUCCCAUAAACACAUUACUCUCUCCUAAAAUUGGAAAGGAGACGAAAUCAGCAGAAGGGUUUGCAGCAGGAAUGUCCGCUGGUCACCUCGGAGCUCCCAGAUUCCUCCCCAUCGGGGAUCACAGAAAGCUGGAUCAGGUCCUGCUGUGAAGGCAAUGGAGCGGCCCCUGUUGGCACCUCCAUGGCCCAGGGAAGCCCCCGAGCGCCAGCAGGAGGCAUCGACUGCACACGCAUCACUGUGGUUGGGGUGGUGAUGCCUCAGGUGGUUCACUGAGGGCACUGAUUCACCCGAUGCACUCCUUGGUGUACCCUUAUCUCACUCCCAUCUGCGCGGAGGGGCUGCCUGUGCUUUCACCUGUUGUGACUUAGAUCAUAGAAUCAUAGAAGCAUGGACUCAUAGAAUGGCUUGGAUUGGGAGGGAUCUGAGGUUGGAACCAGAUGAUUUUUGAGCUUCCUUUCAACCAGAGCCAUUCAAUGAGCCUCUGGUUCUGUGAUCUUGCCAGUUUUCAGCUGCAGAUUGUCCCUCCCACAGCCUUUGGGAGCUGUGUUCAGCUGGAAGCCGUCAGGUCCAGAUGGGCCACAGGAGCUGAUGGGGCCACCAGACCCGAGGGUUCUGCAGGCAUCGCCAAGCCCAGCAAAACAGACAAGGAAACCUGCUCCUCCUGCCCUGCGCCAGUGCUGAAAUGGAGGAAGGGGAUGAUGGGAGAAACUGAACACCGCUCCGUUUGACAUUAGCUCCAAAUAACACAAUGAAAAGGUGAAUAUGAGACAAAUAACACAAUAAAAAGGUAAUAACGUAAUCAAUAGCAAUCAGUGCCUAUUUCUGGCGCUUAGUUUCCAUAGAAUCAUGUCACUGCAUUUUCCUUCCAUUUUUGGGUGAUUGAUUUUCCUGAUGACUGAACAGAACCGUGAUUUUCUUAUUGUGACAGCAGUCUGACAUACAGCUCGCUGUGACAGACAGACAGACAGAC